AUCCUGCCUUGCACCAACGGUUCAGGCUGGUGGUGGUGGUGGUCCUGGUGUGGUGGAUCCAUCCUGCCUUGCACCAACGGUUCAGGCUGGUGGUGGUUUCAUGGUGUGGUGGAUCCAUCCUGUCUUGUAUCAAUGGUUCAGGCUGAUGGUGUUAUGGUGUGGUGGAUCCAUCCUGUCCUUGUAUCAAUGGUUCAGGCUGGUGGUGUCAUGGUGUGGGGGAUCCAUCCUGCCUUGUAUCAAUGGUUCAGGCUGGUGGUGCUGAUGGUGGUGUGGUGGAUCCAUCCUGCCUUGUAUCAAUGGUUCAGGCUGGUGGUGUCAUGG
This is a messenger RNA of Staurois parvus, 321 nucleotides long. Lineage: Eukaryota; Metazoa; Chordata; Amphibia; Anura; Ranidae. The record is from the annotation of a GenBank genome assembly.